CAGCUCACCAGGCCGUUGGGCUGAAGGUAAUGCUGCUGCUCUGGGGCCAGGGCUUCUGCACAGAUUGCAUGGAAAAGGUGAAGUGAAAAAUGUGGGGCUUAGGGGGAGCAAAUCAGAAUUACUGGCAAAGCAUAAAUCAGGUUGUUGGUGUCUGCAGCAGCCUCUGCCACUGGUUCAGUGUGAGACAGAAAGGCUGCAUAGGAAGUACACAAGGAAGUUACUAUUAGGAUAAUUGUUCUUAGGUGAAUGAGUCCAAGUUGGUUUUUUUUAAAUUGGCUAAACUUGUCUAAAGUACCUAGAAUAAAUAGAAUUGAAACAGUAUCAGGGGGGCUCAGGUGAUGAGGAAGGAAAGAAUUCAGAAAAGAGGAACUUUGGCUGGCUGGGGCUGCAUGUUGGGGGGCCUAGAGGAGAUAACUCAUCUGAGAGAAAGUGUGUCAGUUUUGAACUUGAAUAUAGCCAUAGGUAUUUACCUUUUUAGUGCUGGGUGGAUGGCAGAAAGAAGCUUGAAACCACACUCAGUUUGUUAUAGCAAGAGAAGAUUCCUUGUCGAAUUGAGCAGAGAAUGCUAAUGAAAAAAUAUUUUAAUGACUGACAAAUAAUACAGUCUUGUUGAUUAAACUGUCUCUUGCUAUGCCAUAAAACUUGCAGAUGAAGCUUUCUAAACAUGCUGGAGCUUGUCAGCUCCCUCUCUUUUCCCACAGGGUGAUGCUGCAAAGUUUCCUGUGCUUGUUUCUGCAGGGGAUCCUCAUUGCUGGCACCGAGGAGCAGAAGGCCAAGUACCUGCCCCGCCUGGCCUCGGGGGAGCACAUUGCUGCCUUCUGCCUCACCGAGCCCGGCAGUGGGAGUGAUGCUGCAUCCAUCCAGACAAGGGCAACCCUGAGUGAAGAUGGGAAACACUUCCUGUUAAAUGGCUCCAAGGUCUGGAUCUCCAAUGGUGGCCUGGCCAGUAUUUUCACAGUGUUUGCCAGGACAGAGAUUGUGGACAAGGACGGGCAGGUGAAGGAUAAAAUCACUGCUUUCAUCGUGGAGCGGGACUUCAGGGGCGUCACCCAUGGGAAACCCGAGGAUAAAGUGGGCAUUCGAGGCUCCAACACCUGUGAAGUACAUUUUGAAAACACCAAAGUGCCUAUAGAGAAUGUAAUUGGAGAAGUUGGAGGGGGAUUUAAGGUUGCCAUGAAUAUCCUCAACAGUGGAAGAUUUAGCAUGGGCAGUGCAUCUGCUGGAAUGAUUAAGAAGUUGAUAGAACUGACAUCAGAGUAUGCUUGCACCAGGAAACAAUUCAAUAAGAAACUCAGCCAGUUUGGAUUAAUUCAGGAGAAGUUUUGUUUGAUGGCUGUGAAAGCCUACGUGAUGGAGAGCAUGGCUUACCUGACUGCAGGGAUGAUGGACAGGCCAGGCUUCCCUGACUGCUCCGUCGAGGCUGCCAUGGUCAAGGUGUUCAGCUCUGAAGGUGCCUGGGCAUGUGUGAGUGAGGCUCUGCAGAUCCUUGGAGGCCUUGGCUACAUGAAGGAUUAUCCUUAUGAACGCUACCUCAGAGACACCAGGAUCCUGCUCAUCUUUGAGGGCACCAAUGAAAUCCUGAGAAUGUACAUUGCACUGACAGGGAUGCAGCAUGCAGGGAAGAUCUUAACUGACAAAAUUAAGUAUGUUCUUAUUUAUUCUUAAUAGUUUUAAAUAAACUAAACAGAAUCAGAUAACUUUAUAGAUAAGAGGACAAACUGCAGGGAAUACCUGCAGUAUUUCUAUUUAUUGUCUGUAAAAGUUCACUGUUACAGGGACUCUGUGUUUUUAAUGGGAUGGUUCAUAGAUUUAGGAAUUGUAGCAUUUAAUGCAUUUUAUCUUGGACUUUUACACAAGCUGUAAUUAUUUCUUUCAAGACCAGUAAUGAAUAUUUUGUAUCUGAAUGAAGUUGUAUUGGCACAACAGCUGCAUUGUGCAUAUUGAGUACUGGUCUCUGGAAUUCCUUGUGGGUGUCUUGGAGAGCAGCUGAUGACUCUUAAGGCUCCACAGUUGUUCUCCAGACUUCACAGUAGUGGAUCAGGACUUGGUGCUAAAGUAUUUGGAAUUGCAACUGGUUGUGUCUGAACCUCCUGGAAUUUUUUUUAACAGCCAUUCUUUCCCCAACAUUUCAGAGCAAUCAAGAAAGGAAAUGUGGGAGUGGCGCUGGGGGAGUUCCUGACCAGGUUACAGGACACCCUGGGCAGGAAGGUGGAUCUGGGGCUUGUAGGUGACAGUGGGGUGGUGCAUCCCAGCCUCCAGGUAAGGGCCUCUCUGCUUGUGUGUUUGUUCCCUUUGCUGCUUGCCACAAUUUCAUCUCCUGGUUUUGCAAACCAAAAUGUAUACCUAGGGGCAGUGAGAUUUUUCAGGGUAAGCAGAUGUUGGCACCAUGACAGGGUAAGAAGUUACAGUUAUUGUCCAAGUAUCAAGGGAGGAUGAAGGCUGCUCUAAGCCUGUGUUUAUACCAAAUCCAGUUUUAGAUCCAUUUGGAUAAUUUGUAUAAAUUGAGCCUUCACCAUAUGAAAGCGUUUUUAAUAGCUGCCCUUUGUUAUAAGGUUAGUUACAAAACAGGAGUUUUUCCUGUUUAAUUGGAACAGAGUUUCAGGUCAGAAUGACUGUGAAUUACACAUACACAUACUUGCUUAAUCACUUAGGAAAAGGUUUUUAUGACCAAAAAUGAAUGUUCUGUUAAUAGGAAAAAGAUAAGGUAUAUUUUUCAUGGGGCGUUCUGUUAGUUACUUUUGUUAUCAUAAGCCUAUACUAAAAGUUACUGAGAGUAAACUCCAGAAAAUUGUAAUGGAUCUUUGAGAGAAAGAAAUGUGCCUGUCUGGCUUUUAGCAGCAAGGUGGAUGAAUGUUAAAAAAGAGAAAAUCCAGUAUCCUCUUUAAAGGGGGUGGGGGUAUGUUGCUUUUCUGUUAUAAGACUACUCAAAUUGUUCUAUUUUGUGUUUUGUUUUAUAGGAGAAUGCCAAGAAACUUGAAGAAAACGUUUAUUAUUUUGGAACUACAGUCAGGGGCCUGCUAAGUAGGUUUGGCAAGACAAUAGUGGAUGAGCAGCUGGUGCUGAAGAGAGUGGCAGAUGUGGUGAUUAAUUUGUAUGCAAUGACUGCAGCCAUCUCCCGGGCCAGCCGCUCCAUCAGCAUCGGGCUCAGGAACCAUGACCACGAGGUGAGUGUCCCUCAGCACCAACCAUUCCCACUCAGGCUGUGCUCCUGGCAGCAGGCAGGCUGCAUCUCUGGGGAAUUACAGCAAACUCUCCCAUAAAAGUGCAGCAGAACGUGGCUAAACCUGCCAGAGUGCAGGAGCCUCUCAGGGGCUCUGCUUGUUGAGCUGCACACUUUCAACAUGUUUAAAAUACUUCUUUAACACAUACACAGACAUUUAGAACCUCACCACAACUCUGCACGUUCUCUCAAAUCUGUUAACACCAUGCAGUUCUUCCCAAGCUCUUUCCAUAUAAUCAUUAAUAAAAACACAUAAGCACAACAGUAUUUGGGCAGCACAGCUCAGGUCAGGACAGGACAGUGCUUAUUUAGUAGCUCAUGUAAAGUUUCAUGGUAACAGUGGUGUUGCAGCACAAGAAAAAUUUGCUCCAGAUCAGUGUGAAAACAAAUCCAACGUGAUGAAGGUUUGGCUUUGGCCUUGAGACUUUGCUCUUUGUGUGAGCCCUGCUCUGGAU
This is a messenger RNA of Passer domesticus (house sparrow), 3675 nucleotides long. Its product is annotated as complex I assembly factor ACAD9, mitochondrial-like. Gene Ontology annotation, molecular function: flavin adenine dinucleotide binding; acyl-CoA dehydrogenase activity. The transcript has 10 exons. The coding region runs from base 649 to 1665 and encodes 338 amino acids. NCBI's taxonomy places the organism in Eukaryota, Metazoa, Chordata, Aves, Passeriformes, Passeridae. The record is from RefSeq and is a predicted model, not a curated record.